AUGUCCUUCUUUGGCUUCGACACCAACCUCCCUCGGGACAAGCAGGACAGAGACGCUGGUCGCGGCUUCUUCGCCGGUCAGCAGGACGCCUUUGCCUUUGCCAAUCGCGAGAAUGCUGCAGACCAGGGCGAUCNNCUCAACUUCGAUGACACCUACGAUGCCUUGGCCGACAAGCUCGACGAGGCCGGCGAUGCCUUCAACGACGAUACCUUUGGUGACGGUGGCCGUGUAGGCAAGGACUUUGACUUCUUCGGCACCACCAACAAGGUCGCCGGCACUCUUGAAGAAGAACAGGCUCUGCACUACGCUCGCCAGCCUCCUCCGGCUCAGCAGCGCUUCCAACACCAGCACCAGCAACAGCAACAGCAGCCCAAGCCCUCUCGCUCCGGCUACGAAAACUACUCCAAGCCCGAGUACAUCCCCCAGCUCGAAGCCAAUGCCAGCCUCUGGGGUCUGCCUUCCAAGAAGCCUACCCAACAACAACAACAACAAGAGCCUCAAUUCAAGCCCUCGACUCCUUCUAGCAGAAAGAUGAUGAGCCUCGAGGAGGUCGAGGCUUCGAUGCGCCAACAGUCACGACCUCUGUCUGGCGCCAUGAACAUGCCUCAGCACCACACUCCCGUCCAGGAGCCUUUCCAAGCCCCAGGAAGCAGCUUCCCUGGUGUCCAGCAGAUGCAACAGCACACUCCGCGACAGCCCUCGAGAGAGCCUCAGAUGGCUUCUCCCUUCCCCCAGCCUCAGCACAUGCCUGUCCAGCCUCCUCCGGGCAUGCAGAACCCUGGUUUGAUCGCUCAGCAACUUCAACAGCAGAUGCCUCCCACUGGCCCUCCCUCCGGUCCCCCGCCCGGCGAGUCAGGCCAUGGCCACCGUGCCUCAUACUCUGGUCCUCCCAUCACCCAGGCCAACCAGAUGAUGCAGUUGUCCGACGAACAGCGCGCCCACUUCCUCGCAGAAGAGGCCAAACGUGCCAAGCGCAACCACAAGAUUUUCUUGCUUUCCAAGGACAACGGUCUCAUGACUCCUCAGGACAAGAACUUCAUCACCCGCAUUCAGUUGCAACAGCUCCUGACUGCCACUGGUGGUGUCGAUGAGCAAUCUUCGGACGCUCAGCUUGCCGAGGAUUUCUACUACCAGGUAUACGCUCAGAUCCGCGGUGCUCCUAGACAACAUCCUGGCCAGCCCCUGAACCAGUUUGCUCAGACAUAUCUCUUCCAGACUGGUGGUCGCUACGGAGCAGGUCGCAGACAUCCUCGCGGUGGUGACAACCACAUGCAGAGAAUGGAGCAGCAGGUUCAGCGCGCUGUCGAGGCUGCCAAAGCCAGACCGAAGAACAGACAGCUGAUUGUUGAGGGCAGUCUGGGUAAGAUUGCUUUCAGCAACUCCAAGACCCCUCGUCCCUUGUUGAGCUUCAAGCGUCCCGAUAGCGAGAGCAAAACUCACACUCAGAGAGUCGCCAAGCCCAGCGUUGCAGACCGCAAGUCCACCCUCCGCCACAUCGAGAACGUCUACGAGACCUUGAUGCAGAUGGAGGACCAUGAGCGUCACCUGCCUCCGCCGCCUAACGAAGAGAGCCACCCAGAUGCUAUUCAGCGCCACAUUGAGUGGAGGCAGAGAGCUCAUGAGCUCAACCAAAAGCUGUGGUUCAACCUACGAGUCAUGGAACCCAUUCAGCAAAAUCCCUCGAGUCCUCAUCCGUUCAUCGCCAUCUUGUCACACGCUAAGGGAAAGAAGGCAAUCCCGCGUGUCUUCCGCCACAUUGAUGAUCAACAGCGUCUGACCAUCCUGACUAUUCUCAUCAUCCACCUCGACAUCCUUGACGUUAUCCGCCUGGCCUACCCUCACCCUGACGAGCCUCAACUACCUCGUGCUGUUCGCGAUGAGGUCGAGCUGUUCAGCCAAGCUGUCAUUCCCACCUUGCUCGCCUACAUUGGUGACGCUCCUCUCAACAUCAUCUCCGGCCUCGUCGGCCUCGUUCUCGACCGUGUCAACGUACAGGCCAUUGUUCGCACCAAGAUUGGUGUUGCCAUGCUCACGAUGCUGGUAUCACGCGCCUUCCUUGUCAAGCAACAAGCGAGCGCUCAGGUCUCGGACGAGGAUUGGUCACAGUGGACUCAGCUCUACAACCGUCUCUUUGAUCUUGCCGAGCCUGUGCUCCCAUACAUCUUCACCACCGAGAAUGUCAACACCAGCAACGACUUUGAGAUUUGGCAGUUCUUGGCUACUAUGGGUGUCAGUGCUAGUCCCGAACAACAACAGCGUCUGGUUCUUGGUGUCAAGGACAGAGUCAUGGCUACUGUCGAGAUUAGCAAGCAACUGCCUCAAGACAUGGCUGCCAGAAAACUGGGCGAGGUCAACCUUUUCAUGAGAGCCAUUGGUUUGGACGUCGAGUUGCUGGGUUAA
Messenger RNA from Aureobasidium uvarum, 2400 nucleotides. The record is from the annotation of a GenBank genome assembly. Lineage: Eukaryota; Fungi; Ascomycota; Dothideomycetes; Dothideales; Saccotheciaceae.